UGUGGGGCAGGUGUGUUCAGGUGGUUUUUGCUCUCCAGGUUCCACCGGUUCAAGCUCCAGUUCCAUUUUCGCAUUUUGCAUUUCGCAUUUCCCAACUGUGUGUGCCUUAAACUGUUUUCCCACAACAACGACAACAACAGCAGCUCGAGCCACAACAACAUCGUCUUUUUUCCGUCGGUUUUGUUGGGUUUUUCUCAAUAUUUUCCCACUACCCCAACUCAUUUUUUCGAGUCGUGUGUGCAACAAGAAUAAAGAAAGGACAAACAAACAACAAGGCAGACUUUAGCGAGAUUUUUGCUGGCUUAGCCGCAAAUUUAAAAACACCACCCCCCAAACCCACGUUGAGAUUCUAUGCAAAUGCACUUGUGUCGGUUGUCCACCCCGGAAAAACUGUGUUCUUGAUUUGCAAAAGUGAUUUCUAAUUGUUUCGACUUCUUGGUUUAACCUGCCACAAAAAACGGUCGCGAAGGAGUGAGUGAAGUAGAAAAGAAAGGUGGGGACAUAGUAUUCCGGAGUAUGUCAAUGUCAUUGGCCAAGUGCGUCUGAAUUGGCAAGGAUUUCCCCUGGGUUUUUUAUUUCUGGACAUGGAUACUUAAAAAGUCUGGUUUAAUGACGUCACUGCUGGAGAUUAUCAUGCGAUCGAAAGCGCUAGCCAGGAAAUUCAAUCAGGGCUCCAGCGGCGACGACUUCGAUCCAAGUGCGAGUGCUGUGCGUCACCAUCACCAUCUCCAUCACCUGGAUCUGACUGCCAGGAGCCAGGCCUUCAACCCGCUGCCUGAGCCAAUUGAGGAUUUCGCCGCCCGCCAUCGUUUGCCGCAGCCGGAUCCCGUGGAAGGCUCUCCCACGAGGCGGGAUCUUCGAGACCAGGAGCUCCAACAUCUUCCCAAUCAUCUCCAGCAACAGCAGCAGCAGCUCCAGCGUCAACAGCCCCCGCCCCCCACGUUGCCACUGUCCGCGGAGUCCUCCGCCGCCGCCACCGACGGCAUGGAGGCCUACUUCAAGGAGCGCGCCCAGGCGGAGCAAAUCCUGCAGGAGUGGGUGCGGAGGCGCGAACCCGUCUGUGAUCUGGACAUCCGUGAUAGCGGCGGUGUCUACGCGAAGACGCCGCUCGAGAGGGGCACCCGCUACGGACCCUUCCCCAUGAAGCUCAGCCACCAGCCCAACGAUCCUCAGCUGGCAUGGAAGGCCCAUGGCAGACAUUAUAAUGGAUGGCUAGAGCCCACAGACGAUGUGUCCACGUGGUUGAAGAAAAUCAGAAACGUUCAGGAGGAUGGCAUUGGCGAGGCUAAUUUACAGAGCUACGUUAAUGGCGGUUAUCUGUGGUACGAGACGAAUCGGUUUGUAAAUGCUGGCAGUGAAAUGGUCGUCGAUGGGCGACCCAAGAGUCCCGUUCAACUAAACGAGAGCUUCAUUAACGGCGGCAAGGCCCUGGCGGUGGCAGCAGCAGUCGCCGCAGUGGCAGCUGCCUCCUCGGGGCCGAAGAGCGGCGGAGGGGGGAGCUCCCUGCCCAGCGAUGACCGCAGCGAUCGUGAUAAUGGCUCUCUGUACAGUGGUGACGAAUUCUCCAAGGAUAAGAAGAACUCCUCGCUAAUCAGCCAGGGAGACAACGACUUCACAGACGACGAAAACGGUUUCGAUAUACGCUGCGAGGUCUGUGAUAAAGUCUAUCCGGACUUAGAACUCUUGGACGAUCACCUGGUCGGCGCCCAUCAUUUCAAGCAGGACGAGUUCCCGUGCAAGCAAUGUUCAUUGCGAUUCUGCCAUCGCCCUUUGCUGAUCAAACACGAAGCAAUCUCCCACAAUAAUAUACGGAAAUACUCCUGCGAAAAUUGCAGCAAGGUAUUUUGUGACCCCUCGAAUUUACAGCGGCAUAUUCGCGCCUACCACGUCGGAGCUCGCUGUCACCCGUGUCCGGAGUGCGGGAAAACGUUUGGGACCUCGUCGGGAUUGAAGCAGCACCAGCACAUCCACAGUUCCGUGAAGCCCUUCGCCUGCGACGUGUGUCUCAAGGCGUAUACGCAAUUCUCGAACCUGUGCCGGCACAGGCGCAUGCACGCCAACUGCCGGGUGCAGCACAAGUGCGACAAGUGCAACCAGAGCUUGAGCACCACGUCCUCCCUGAGCAAGCACAAGAAGUUCUGUGAUUCGACGGGCCCCCUGUACCGGAGCCAGCACGUGAAUCGCCACCAUUCGCAACCGCUUCCGCAUCAGCCUCAUUUGACCGCAACUGCCACGUCCACCUGUCCAGCGCCACCAAGGGAAUCCACGGAGUCCUUGCCCUCCGCAACUGCAGACGCCAUUGCCGCCAUGUCGCAACCACCGAAUCCCUUCCUAAUGCUCCGCAGCGCGCCGGCAUUCUUUCCCGGAUUUCCACCUUACGCAUUUUCCGCCUUCAUGCCACAGAACAUGCAUCCCACGAACAUUCCAAUGUUCUUCUCGAAGAAUCCCAUGGACCUGGGAGGAGGACCCGAGAUCACUUCUCCGAUUUCCGCUUUUGAUCAGAAAUUACCAUUUGGUUUCCUGAACGGUGAGGCCAGCAGCUCGCAGGCAUACGACAAAGUGAAGGAAAAGGAGUUGGCCUUCAGGGCGGAGGAGAAACUCAAGAAGGAACGACUCCUGCAGGCUUCCGAGGGCGAGGACGACGAGAGUCGCGGUUCCCUGGACAUUAAGAUUAAAUCGGAAGAUGAGAAAACUGAGGCGAAAUCUGAGGAUCAGAACGAUAUGAAGCGCGAACCCGAGAGGGUGAACACUCCCGACCAGCAGCAGGUCGAAGAUGAUAGGAAAUCCAUUGACAUUGUGAGCACUCCACCGCCGGCAGACACACCUUCUGGCGGAGAUGCACCGCUGGACCUGUCGAUCUGUCGCAAGCGCUCAGCGGAAUCCUUCUUCUACACACCCUUGGAAGAGAACGUGCUGCUCAACAGUCUUAUGCCGAGAAUCCACGACUUCGAAGGAGAAAGGGAACCCCUGGCGAAAAUGCGAAAGUCGCACAGCUCGGCGGAGUCCUCCACUUCGCAGAAGUCCUUCAAGGGCAGCAGCCCCACGCCCACGCCCACCGCCUCGCCGGGCCUCACCCCCUCUCCCUCGCCGCCCACAAGUGCGGGCGGUGAGCUGAGCAGUACGUCCGAGGGGGGUGGGACGGUGCCACCAGGAGCGGCUGCGGCAGCGGCGGCGGGAGCAGCGGAUCUAACAGCCCUGGCCCACCUAACCCACCCGCACAACCUGCCCGCCAUACAUCCGUUUUUGCUGGAGGAGAUCUACCGCACCGGGAUUCCUUUUUUAUGCCCAACGGGCGGACGGCGCAGCAUUGAGGCGCUGCUGGCGGGAGCCGCCAGUGCAGCUGCCCCAAAGCGGCCGCUUCCGCCCGUGAAAUUCUCAACGGGACUGAAGAGCAAGGAUCGAUACUGCUGCAAGUUCUGCGGCAAGGUGUUCCCCCGAUCGGCCAACCUGACGCGCCACCUUAGGACCCACACCGGCGAGCAGCCGUAUCCCUGCAAGUACUGCGAUCGGGCCUUUAGUAUUUCCUCGAACCUGCAGCGCCACGUGAGGAACAUCCACAACAAGGAGCGUCCCUUCCGCUGCGACCUCUGCGACAGGUCCUUUGGCCAGCAGACGAAUCUCGAUCGGCACCUGAAGAAGCACGAGUCGGAGGGCAACAACUUCCGGGAUUCGCCCAGUUCCAAUGGCGUUGCCGAGAGGGAGGAGUACUUCGAUGACAUACGCAAGUUCAUGAACCGGGUCUACACACCGAAUAGCUUGGGCGGGAACGAGGGCGAUACCGAGGAGUAUCCCAACAGCGAUGACCAGUCCGUGAACCUGGAGAAGGACAGCAGCAACUUCAACAACAACAGCAGCAACAUCAGCAACAACAACAGCAGCAGCACCGGCAACAACACCUCCAAGGCCAUAACAAUAAGCUCUUAAAAACCAAAAGAAAAUCAGAAGAAGGAGGCGAGACCUUUCCUUGUUGUUGGACGAAAAACUUACUUUAGCUCUUACUUAAGCGUGCCUCCGAGAGGGAAACCUAUCUUUAAGUAGUUACCAUUUCCACACAACUUGUACUAAACCAAACACUAAACAUUAGCUAUGCAAUCAAUGGAAAAAGACGGUGAAGCAUCAAACUUAAACUACAAAACAAGUUACACAAUUUAAAGGGAAAACUUUAUAAACUAUAUACUAUACAUACUUAAACCCACUCUAAAACCACCUUAAAAGAGUAGCUAAUUUAAACAUCUGUACAUAGACAUAUGCAAGUCUUAACUUAGUGAGUCGAUUUCAACUACUUUGAAACUCUGUGGAUUAUAUGCGUAAAUAUAUAUGGAUAUUUUGAUUGUA
Molecule: messenger RNA, 4335 nt
Organism: Drosophila biarmipes
Lineage: Eukaryota; Metazoa; Arthropoda; Insecta; Diptera; Drosophilidae
Product: transcription factor hamlet
Exons: 8
Coding region: 610-3924 (1104 amino acids)
Cellular component (GO): nucleus
Source: RefSeq, a predicted model, not a curated record